AUGAGCGCAUCCAACAGCACCAGAGCACUAACUUUGGCGCACGGCUCAAUUGAGCACGUUCUACCUGUACCAACCGCGUCCUUUUUCCCAGGGUCCCAGUUGCAGGACCAAUUCUCUAAGCAAUUGCCACAGGUGUCUGAGGGUUUCGUUGCUGACAACGAGCCUUCGUCCCCAGCAGAGCUUUUAGGACAAUUUCUCGGCUAUGUGGCCUCUCUGGUCGACCCUUCCACUAAGGGCCAAUUCGACGAUGUUUUGACUGUCGCUCUAGCCGAAUUCGAAAAUAGCUACCUACAAGGUAACGAUGUACACGCGUUGGCCGCCAAGCUUCUGGCCGACGAGGACGUUUAUCCAACCACCCUAGACAAAGUCAAAGAAAUGAUCAGAAACUACUUCAACGCUCGCACUGCGGCUCAAAGACCAUUUACAAAAUCGGAUUCUGCUCUUUUCAAAAGCGCUGCUGCUAAGGAAUCCCAAUUAGUCGCCAUCUUUGGCGGUCAAGGUAACACCGACGACUAUUUCGAAGAGUUGCGUGAACUAUAUCAAACUUACCACAGUAUUAUUUCUGACGUUAUAGAAGCGGCUGCCUUCAGAUUGGCGGAACUUGUCAAAUCUACCGACGAUACUGAAAAAGUUUACACACAGGGCUUCGACGUUCUACAGUGGUUACAGAAACCAGAAACUACUCCAGACAAUGCUUAUCUAUUGUCUAUUCCGAUUUCAUGCCCUAUGAUUGGUGUCAUUCAAUUGGUGCAUUAUGCGGUCACCGCCCGUGUUCUUGGCUUCACUCCUGGUGAGUUGAGAUCACAUUUGGUCGGUGCUACUGGCCAUUCUCAAGGUCUGGCUACUGCUGUCGCCAUUGCCGAAGCCGACUCUUGGGAUUCAUUCUUCAAAUCUUUGAGUAAGACUAUCACCCUCUUAUUUUUCAUCGGUGUGCGUUGUUACCAGGCUUAUCCAAACACUUCCUUGCCACCAUCCAUGCUAGAAGACUCUGCUGAGAACGGCGAAGGUACCCCAUCUCCAAUGUUGUCGAUCUCCAAUUUGACAAAAGAACAAGUUCAAAAAUACGUUGAUCAAACGAAUGCCCACUUGCCAACUGAAAAGCACAUCGUGAUCUCUUUGAUAAACGGUGCCAGAAAUUUGGUAGUUAGUGGUCCCCCACAAUCCUUGUAUGGUUUGAACUUGACAUUGAGAAAGGCCAAAGCUCCAGCUGGUUUGGACCAAGCCAGAAUUCCACACAGUGAAAGAAAGCUCAAAUUUUUCAACAGAUUUCUUCCAAUCGCUUCCCCAUUCCAUUCUCACCUGCUAGAACCCGCUAACGCAUUUAUUAAGCAGGACCUUCAAGAUGCUGGCAUGGAAUUCAAACAAUCAGAUUUGAAAAUUCCUGUUUAUGACACUUUUGACGGUAAAGAUCUAAGAGAAUUCGACGGAUCUUUGGCCGAGAGAAUCACUUUGUGUAUUACCAAGCUACCAGUCAACUGGGAAAAAACCACAGAAUUUAGCUCGACACACAUUUUGGACUUUGGUCCAGGAGGUUCUUCAGGUUUGGGUGUUUUGACCCAUCGUAACAAGGAUGGUACCGGUGUCCGUGUCAUUGUCGCGGGCGCCCUUGAGAGCAGUUUGGAUGACGAAUAUGGAUUCAAGCAAGAGAUUUUCGACGUUUCCUCCAAUGGUCUCAAGUUCUCUCCCAACUGGCUCAGAGAAUAUUCUCCCAAGUUGGUCAAGACCAAGGCAGGCAAAGUUUAUGUUGAUACCAAAUUCUCCAAACUUUUGGGCCGUGCUCCAUUAUUGGUUCCAGGUAUGACUCCUUGUACUGUUUCCCCAGACUUUGUUGCUGCCACUAUUAAUGCAGGUUACAGCAUUGAAUUGGCCGGAGGUGGUUAUUUCACUCCUGCUCAUAUGACCGGCGCAAUCGACUCGGUUAUUUCUCAAAUCAAGAAGGGUUAUGGUCUUGGAAUCAAUUUAAUCUAUGUCAACCCAAGAAUGUUGCAAUGGGGUAUUCCUAUGAUUAAGGAACUAAGAGAUAAGGGCUACCCUAUCCAGUCUUUGACCAUCGGUGCCGGUGUUCCAUCUUUAGAGGUUGCUUCUGAAUAUAUUGAAACUUUGGGCUUGACUUACUUGGGUUUAAAGCCUGGUUCUAUGGAUGCUAUUUCUCAAGUCAUCGCCAUUGCCAAAGCUCACCCAAGCUUCCCUAUUGUUCUACAAUGGACUGGUGGUAGAGGUGGUGGCCAUCACUCGUUUGAGGAUUUCCACUCCCCAAUCUUCCAAAUGUACUCCAAAAUCAGAAGACACUCCAAUAUUAUCUUGGUAGCCGGUUCUGGUUUCGGUUCUGCUCAAGACACCUAUCCCUAUUUGACUGGUGAAUGGUCAACUAAGUUUAACUAUCCACCAAUGCCUUAUGAUGGUUUCUUGUUUGGCUCGAGAGUCAUGAUCGCCAAGGAGGCUAAGACUUCUCCAGAUGCUAAGAAAGCUAUUGCCGCUUGUACUGGUAUUACAGAUGAUAAAUGGGAACAAACCUACAAGAAACCAACCGGUGGUAUCGUCACUGUCCGUUCCGAAAUGGGUGAACCUAUUCACAAGAUCGCAACCAGAGGUGUCAUGCUAUGGAAGGAGCUCGAUGAAACUAUUUUCAACUUGCCAAAGAAUAAAUUACAACCUGCCUUGGACGCCAAGAAGGACUACAUUAUCGCGAAACUAAAUUCUGAUUUCCAAAAGCCAUGGUUCGCCACUGUUGAUGGUCAGGUUCGCGAUAUUACUGACAUGACCUACGAGGAGGUUGCUCAAAGAGUGAUAGAGUUAAUGUACUUGAAAUCAGCUGACAAGUGGAUUGAUGUUUCUUGGAGAAAUUUCUCCGGUGACUUCUUGCGUCGUGUUGAAGAGCGUUUCACCAAGGAAAAGACUGCUUCCUUGAUUCAAUCUUACUCUGAUCUCGACCAACCCGAAAAAGUUUUAGCCACUAUCUUUGAUGCUUACCCAGCUGCCAAAACUCAAUAUUUGAAUGCCCAGGAUGUGGACUACUUUUUGAGCUUGUGCCAAAGCCCAACUCAGAAACCUGUCCCAUUUGUGCCAGUAUUGGAUCACAGAUUUGAAUUUUUCUUCAAGAAAGAUUCUUUGUGGCAAUCCGAAUACUUAGAAGCUGUUGUUGAUCAAGAUGUCCAAAGAACCUGUAUCUUGCACGGUCCAGUUGCUGCUCAAUUCACCAAUGAGAUUGAUGAGCCAAUUCAAAGUAUGAUGGAUGGUAUUCAUGAGGGCCACAUUGAAAUGUUAUUGAAAGAGUACUACAAUAACGAUAACUCCAGCAUCCCUGUUGUUGAGUAUUUCGGCGGUGAAGACCCAGAAACAGUAAACUUUGACUCCGUGGAAACAAACGGUAAAAUCAUCUACCGUGCCUCUGCUUCUACCAACGAAUCUGAAUGGUUCAAGUUAUUGGCCGGUUCGGAAAGAAAUUGGAGACACGCGUUCUUUACAACCACACGUGUUGUUCAAGACUCGUUCUAUGCCAAUAACCCACUUCAAAAGGUGUUCAAGCCCACUGCUAACUCGGUAGUCGAAGUUUCUCAUCCAAAUGAUGCUUCGAAGUGCGUCAUCCGCUUGCUGGAACCAGUCCAAGGUGCUUUGAAAACAACAGUGUGCUUGACAGGUCUUGUGAACGAUGACUUGAUCUCGCUACAAUUGGUUGAGAAUAGGACUAUGGAUGGAAAACCUGUCGUUCUUGACUUAUUGUACAAAUACCAGCCUGAAGAUGGUUUCGCCCCUAUUUCCGAAGUAAUGAGUGGUCGUAACGAUCGUAUCAAAGAGAUGUACUGGAAACUAUGGGUUGAUGAACCAUUUAACUUAGACUUUGACCCUAGAAAGACGAUUGAAGGUGGUGAAGUUACAAUUUCCGCCAAGGAUAUUGCCGAGUUUACCCACGCUAUUGGUAACAAGUGUGAAGAUUUUGUAUCAAGACCAGGAAAAAAGCUUUUGGCCCCAAUGGAUUUCGCAAUUGUUGUCGGUUGGAGAGUCAUUAUUAAGGCUAUUUUCCCUAAAACUGUUGACGGUGAUCUUUUGAAACUGGUUCACAUGGCAAAUGGAUACAAAAUGAUUCCAGGUGCUAAACCACUACAAGAGGGUGAUGUUAUCUCUUCCACUGCUGUCGUUAAGAGCGUUGUAAAUCAACCAAACGGUAAAAUUGUCGAGGUUGUUGGAACUUUGAGUAGGAAGGGCGUGCCCGUUAUGGAGGUGACGUCUACUUUCUUCUACCGCGGCAAGUACACCGACUUCGAAAACACUUUUGAAAAGAUCACAGAGCCUGUCUAUCAAGUCAAAAUAAACUCUGCUAAGGAUGUUGCUGUUUUACGCUCGAAGGAGUGGUUUCAAUUGGACGAUGAAGACAUUGACUUGCUAGGAAAGACGUUGACCUUUGAGACAGAUACUGCCGUGACUUUCAAGGACCAAACAGUUUUCAACACUGUUAAGUGCGAAGGUAAAAUCAAAAUGGAACUACCAACCAAGGAGAACGUGGAAAUUGGUGUUGUCGAUUACGAGGCUGGUGAAUCCCACGGUAAUCCGGUUGUAGACUACCUGAGUAGAAACGGCUCUACGUUGGAGCAAAAAGUUAACUUGGAAAAUGCCAUUCCUAUUGCCACCAAGGAGUCACAGGCACCAGGUACUAAUGAGCCAUAUGCAAGAGUAUCUGGUGACUUGAACCCUAUUCACGUCUCUCGUCACUUUGCUGACUACGCUAAUCUACCCGGUACCAUCACUCAUGGUAUGUACUCCUCUGCCGCUGUUCGUGCGUUAGUAGAAACUUGGGCCGCUGAUAAUGUUUCAUCUAGAGUUCGUGCCUACAGCUGUCAAUUUGUGGGCAUGGUGCUCCCUAACACACCUCUCAAGACCACCAUCCAGCAUGUCGGUAUGAUCAAUGGUCGUAAGUUGAUCAAAUUCGAGACGAAGAACGAUAACGACGAAACGGUUAUGACCGGUGAGGCUGAAGUUGAACAACCAGUUUCGACUUUUGUGUUUACCGGACAAGGUUCUCAGGAACAAGGAAUGGGAAUGGACUUGUAUGAAAAGUCUGAGGUUGCUAAGACUGUCUGGGACAGAGCUGAUGCUCACUUCAAAAAGACCUACGGCUUCUCCAUUCUGGAAAUUGUGAGAAAAAACCCUACCGAAAUGACCAUUUACUUUGGUGGUGAGAAGGGUAGAAAGAUCAAGGCUAACUACACACAAAUGAUUUUUGAAACUAUUGUCGACGGCGAAUUGAAGACCGAGAAGAUUUUCAAAGAUAUCGUCGAGGAAACGACCUCUUACACAUUCAAAUCACCUACCGGUUUGUUGUCUGCCACUCAAUUCACACAACCAGCCUUGACUUUGAUGGAAAAAGCAUCAUUUGAAGACUUGAAAUCCAAGGGAUUGAUUCCAGCAGACGCUGCUUUCGCAGGUCACUCUUUGGGUGAAUAUGCAGCUCUAGCGUCUUUGGCUGACGUCAUGUCUAUCGAGUCUCUGGUCGAGGUCGUCUUUUACAGAGGUAUGACCAUGCAAGUGGCUGUUCCAAGAGAUGACCUGGGUAGAUCUAACUACGGUAUGGUUGCUGUGAAUCCUAGUCGUGUUUCUGCUAGCUUCAACCAAGAGGCCUUGAAGUUUGUCGUUCAAUGUGUUGACAAGAGAACAGGGUGGCUAGUAGAGAUUGUUAACUACAAUGUCGAAAAUCAACAAUAUGUUGCUGCUGGUGACUUGAGAGCACUUGAUACUCUAACCAAUGUUCUCAACUUCGUCAAGGUGCAAAAGAUUGAUAUUGUCAAACUACAAGCCUCUAUGUCGUUAGAAGAAGUCGAGAGCCACUUGAGUGAAAUUAUUGACGAGGUUUCCAAAAAAUCCUUGACUAAACCUCAACCAAUUGAUUUGGAAAGAGGAUUUGCUUGUAUUCCACUAAAGGGGAUCUCUGUUCCAUUUCACUCUUCUUACCUAAGAAACGGUGUUAAGCCAUUCAAGAACUUUUUGAAGAAAAACAUUGUCAAGGAAAACGUAAAUGCUGACAGAUUGAUCGGUAAGUACAUUCCUAACUUGACUGCUAAGCCAUUCGAAAUCACAAAAGAAUACUUCCAAGAUGUUUAUGACUUGACUGGUUCCGAAAAGGUGAAAGAGAUUUUGGACAACUGGGAAAAAUACCAAAACUGA
Lachancea nothofagi CBS 11611 is the source of this 6156-nucleotide messenger RNA. The record is from the annotation of a GenBank genome assembly. Lineage: Eukaryota; Fungi; Ascomycota; Saccharomycetes; Saccharomycetales; Saccharomycetaceae.